AUGGCAAUUGUGACAGGAUGUAACACUGGAAUCGGUCUUUAUACAGCCAGUGAAUUAGCUCGUCGUGGUGCAACCAUCAUUAUGGCAUGUAGAAAUAUCGAACGAGCCAACAAAGCUAAAACACGUCUAUUGGAAAUGUAUGGUAAGGACAAUAGGGAAAGUGAACAAAUCGAUGUUGCAUGUAGUCAAGUAAAGUCAUUUUUAAAGCCCAUCGAAUCGGAUCAGUUGAUCAUUGAACAACUUGAUCUGGCUUCGUUAACAUCAAUCAGAGAAUUUGUUGACAGAAUCAAAAGUAAAUACAAUAAAAUAGAUUUUCUCAUCAACAAUGCUGGACUCAUACUACAGAACUAUACAACAACUGAAGAUGGUUUCGAAAUGACAAUGGGAGUGAAUUAUUUUGGACCAUUUCUAUUGACAGAAUUGUUGUUACCAUUGUUAAAGAAUGCUGCACCAUCACGAAUAAUCAAUGUGUCAUCUGCACUGCAUAAAGAUGGACGCAUUCUAAAACCUGAUUUGCAGUACAGUAAAGAAAAUUACAAUGCAAUGAAGGCAUAUAGUGUAUCGAAAUUGGCAAAUGUGAUACAUACUAUUGAAUUGAAUGAACGUUUGAAAGAUAGUGGUGUAGUGGCUGUCUGUUUACAUCCCGGAGCUGUCAAAACUGAAUUGAUGAGGGAUCUGACAAAUUUUCCUAUGAAUAUUAUACUGCCAUUCGUCCGCAAAUUACUUAAUACACCGAGGAAUGGCGCACAAACUACUCUAUAUACUGUACUAACAGAUAACUUGGCUCCUGGAGAAUUAACAAGUGGUACUGUUCAACAAACACAAACCACAUCUAAUUCACCCGAGAUUCAUUUCAGUCAUGAUCAACGAGUUGUGACAUUUGGUACAAAACCAAAUACUACUAAUACUACCAGUAAUUUACCAGUUGUGCCAAGCAGUGAGGAUGAUGAAUGGGAUUCGGAGACGGAAGAUUUAAAUAUUGUUGCAGCUGAAAUUAAUAAAUCUCAACAAUUAACACCGGGAUCAUCAAAUAAACUAACAAAUCCACUAAAACCCAUUACAUCCUAUUAUAAAUCAAAUCACAGUAUCAAUAAUAGUUCUAUGCAACAGAAACACAACAGUCCUCAAGGAGUAAAAUUCACUUCAUAUAAAAAUGCAAAUUUAAAAACUGGUUAG
Schistosoma margrebowiei is the source of this 1176-nucleotide messenger RNA. Lineage: Eukaryota; Metazoa; Platyhelminthes; Trematoda; Strigeidida; Schistosomatidae. The record is from the annotation of a GenBank genome assembly.